CGACUUCAUUCACCCAUGUGUGGUGAAAGAAACCCUCUUACCCACGAUAGGGUCUCCGACUCCCAUGUCCGUUACCCUAGGGGAUGACAAGACCCAAUGCUCCUUCGAUCAUACGGUCACCGACCUCCCUUUCUUCCUCACUCUCGAGCCGACUGAUCGUCCCCCGGCGUCUCAUCGCCACCGCUCCUCUGCGCAUUUCGAUGUGAUGGAGACGGGAUACGACUUCAUUCUCGGCACUCCGUGGUCUCGUCGGUUUGGCAGCACGGAGGCCGAUUGGGCGACCAACACUCUCGUUCUGAAAACGAAGUGUGGACAGACGUAUCGCGUACCUUUCAUAGGUACCACUGCGACACCACGCCCCGAUCCCCCUUCCCCGGAGCCUUCCGUGCCCACACCACCUCCUUCUAUCACUGUCACCUCGCCUCGGCAGUUCGCCCACUUCAUCCGACAGGACGACGUCACCUUCUUUAUGGUGAACGUGACAGAUCUCUUACACUAUGAUCCACCCUUUACCGACGCCGAGUUCAUCCCUCUAGAGCCAGAUCCUCCUUCUAUCUCCAUGGCUCCCAUCUCUACUUCCGUCCCUCCGCCGUCCGUCGAGUCCACCCCGUCGUCGCGUGCUGACGCUGACGCUGAGGAACUCACACGAUAUACGGCCGACCUGAAGCCCGCAGUUCGUGACCUCAUCCGAGAGUACCAUGACGUUUUCCUAUCUUCGUUCUCGUACGCCGACAUCCCACUGAUGCGUGACGUCGAGCACUCCAUCCAGCUUUUGUCUGACUAUCGUGUUCACCACCAGGCACCCUACAGACUCUCGAUCCCUGAGGCCACCGAACUCAAGGGUCAGCUUGAGGAGCUCCUGGCAUUGGGUUUCAUUAAACCCAACAACUCCCCGUGGGGUGCAUCCGUCCUCUUUGCUCGCAAAGCGGAUGGAACUCUUCGUCUCUGCAACGACUACCGCGAUCUCAACCGCUACACGGUUAAGAACAGCUACCUCAUGCCUCGCUCCGACGAGCUGUUCGACCCCCUAGCAGGCAACCGCUUCUUUACGAAGAUUGAUCUUCAUAGCGGUUACCAUCAGAUCCGCGUCGCUGCAGUAGACCAGCCGAAGACAGCGUUCCGAUCGCACUUCGGCCACUAUGAGUUUACGGUGAUGCCAUUCGGCCUCACCAACGCACCCGCUACCUUCCGGAGGGCGAUGAACGAUAUCUUCAGGGACAUCGUGGAGCAGUACGUUCUCGUCUACCUCAACGAUAUCCUGGUCUACAGUCGUACCCUUGAGGAGCAUCUCAGACACCUCCGUGACGUCCUUUACCGCUUGCGCAGACAUGACUUCUAUGCCAAGCUGAGCAAGUACCGCUUUGCCCAGCACAAAGUUGAUUUCUUAGGACACUGCGUGUCUGACCAGGGUCUCCACAUGGAUGACGAGAAGAUCACUGCUAUUGCGGAGUGGCCCGCCCCCACAUCCGCCAAGCAGCUUCGCAGCUUCUUAGGCCUUACUAGCUACUAUAGUAAUUUCAUCCAGGGAUACGAUAGGUAUUCCUACGUCCUUACCUCCACCCUCCUCCGGAAGAACCCGCCCUGGGCUUGGACACCCCUCCACGAGGAUGCCUUCUGCGCCCUCAAGAAGGCGGUGACAUGCGCACCGGUUCCUCAUCUAUCUGAUUUUGAUCGCCCUUUUAUCCUUACCACCGAUGCGUCAUACUUUGCUGUAGGAGCAGUGCUUUCUCAGUUUUUCCCCUCCUCCCCUGAUUCCUCUCAUCCUCGUAUCCCUCGCUUCCCACCACCUACCCCUACCACUGCUUCCCGACUAACGCCUACUCGUCUAGCUACUAACGAGCCGUCUAUUGACUAUUCUCCUACGAUCGCCGAGGACGGCACUGUCGAGUCUUGCUCAGGUGAUUGUCUGAUAGUCUUCUACUCCCGUCAGCUCCUGCCCGCUAAGAUAAACUACACCGCUGAUAAACGUGAGUCCAUCUCGAUGGACUUUAUCGGUCCUCUUCGUCCUUCGACCCCCCGCGGUCAUGAUGCUAUCCUGGUCGUCGUCGACCGCUUCACGAAGCGUGCAUGCUUUGUUCCGUGCCGCUAUGCCAUCAGUGCACGUGAGGUCGCCGACACAGUGUUUGACCGAGUCGUGCUUGACCACAACUUACCUUUGAGCAUCAUAUCUGACCGUGACUCGCGCUUUACCAGCCGAUUCUGGAGACGGCUCCACGAGGUGUAUGACACUCAGCUCCGCUUCUCCUCGUCUUACCAUCCCCAGACUGAUGGUCGGACCGAGAUCACGAAUAGGACUCUCGGAGAUAUUCUCCGAAAGAUUGUUCGUGAUGACCAGCAGUGGGAUCUCCAUCUUGCCCACGCGGAGAUAGCCUACAACCACGACGUUUCGCUAGCCACGGGGAUGUCGCCUUACUAUUGCGACCUUGGCUAUCACCCUCCUGUUCCCACGGAUUCUUCGACCGUCACAGAUACACCCCGACACGAGUGUUUCUUGCACUGGAUGGCUGGGUUGCACACAUGACAUCGAUCAUGAAAAUUGCACAUGAACACAUAGCCGCGUCCCAGACUCG
Messenger RNA from Chara braunii, 2570 nucleotides. Lineage: Eukaryota; Viridiplantae; Streptophyta; Charophyceae; Charales; Characeae. The record is from the annotation of a GenBank genome assembly.